ACUACUCUCCUCCAGAAUUUCCCUCCUUUCUAUCCUAGUCUGCUUUUUUACCAAUUUCCCUACUCUUUUUCUCUCCCCUUGAAUGGCCUCAAAACCCUAAUUUCAAAUAUCAAACCCAACAAAAACCCUAAUUUCCCAAUUCCCAGACCCUCCAUGGCUCGCCGAUCUUUUUCCCUCCUCAAAACCCUAACCAAGCCCACCACCUCCUUCUCUCUAACCCCCACCCCAACCUCCCGAUCCGUCACCUACAUGCCGCGACCCGGCGACGGAGCACCACGCGCAGUCACCCUCAUCCCCGGAGACGGGAUCGGGCCUUUAGUCACCGACGCAGUAGAACAAGUAAUGAACGCGAUGCACGCACCGGUUUACUUCGAGAAGUACGAAGUCCACGGCGACAUGAAUCGCUUUCCGGCAGAAGUAAUCGAGUCGAUUAAGAAAAACAAAGUUUGUCUGAAAGGUGGAUUGAAGACUCCGGUCGGCGGUGGCGUCAGCUCGCUGAAUGUGUCGCUAAGGAAGGAAUUGGAUUUGUAUGCUUCGCUGGUGAAUUGCUUUAAUCUGCCAGGGUUACCCACCCGGCACGAAAAUGUUGACAUUGUUGUUAUUAGAGAGAAUACUGAAGGGGAAUACUCUGGGCUUGAGCAUGAGGUGGUUCCUGGUGUUGUUGAAAGCCUUAAAGUGAUAACGAAGUUUUGUUCGGAGAGAAUUGCGAAAUAUGCAUUUGAAUAUGCUUAUUUGAAUAAUAGGAAGCAGGUGACAGCGGUGCAUAAGGCAAAUAUUAUGAAACUUGCUGAUGGGUUGUUUUUGGAGUCUUGUAGAGAGGUUGCGACAAAAUAUCCGAGUAUUAAGUAUAGUGAGAUUAUUGUGGAUAAUUGCUGUAUGCAGCUGGUAUCGAAACCUGAGCAAUUUGAUGUGAUGGUUACUCCUAAUCUUUAUGGCAAUCUUGUGGCAAAUACAGCAGCUGGUAUAGCUGGAGGCACUGGUGUCAUGCCAGGAGGUAAUGUGGGAGCUGAUUAUGCUGUUUUUGAGCAAGGUGCUUCUGCUGGAAAUGUGGGAAAAGAAAAAAUGGUGGAACAAAAGAAGGCAAACCCAGUGGCUUUGCUCCUCUCAUCUGCCAUGAUGUUGAGACACCUCCAGUUUCCUUCAUUUGCUGAUAGGCUUGAGACUGCAGUGAAGCGUGUAAUAUCUGAGGGGAAGUGUCGAACCAAAGACCUUGGUGGAGACAGCACCACACAAGAGGUGGUUGAUGCUGUCAUUGCUAAUCUGGACUGAUACUGGGAAUUCUGCCUCCAUUUUCAGCCAUUAUUUCAUACAACAAUGUCUUCCUGUGCAAGUAUCAUGCUACCGUUCUUUCCCCCCCCUUUUUGCUGCUAUACAAGUUAAUACCAGUCUUCCGCGUGAGAUGAUCAUAGGGUAAUACUAUUCUUCUUGUUUCUUUCUUUUUUCCUUUUUCUCCUUCCAAAUAAGUUGAGUUCUUUUCUUUUUUGGUUGUGAGGGGAUCAAGGAACGUAGUACUUAAGAACUUGCCCCUUAUUGUACAGUUGAAUGAAAAGUUCUACAUUUGUAUCA
Messenger RNA from Populus trichocarpa (black cottonwood), 1566 nucleotides. Its product is annotated as isocitrate dehydrogenase [NAD] regulatory subunit 1, mitochondrial. The transcript has 4 exons. Bases 154 to 1269 code for a protein of 371 amino acids. Gene Ontology annotation, molecular function: isocitrate dehydrogenase (NAD+) activity. The record is from RefSeq and is a predicted model, not a curated record. Gene Ontology annotation, cellular component: mitochondrion. NCBI's taxonomy places the organism in Eukaryota, Viridiplantae, Streptophyta, Magnoliopsida, Malpighiales, Salicaceae. Gene Ontology annotation, biological process: isocitrate metabolic process; tricarboxylic acid cycle.